CGCGACUCGUUAGUCAUGUGUAAACGCAUUUAUAUAUUCCUCACUUUAGUUACGCUCGUGUGUUGCGAACAAAAUGUAACGGAGUAUAAAGGUUUGCUGACAUCAGACUGCACUAAAGCGUAUGUCCGCAUGUUCGUGACGCGUCGUGUGCCGCCCCGGAACUACUUCUACGUCCAUGAAAGUGUAGAUCGUGAACGAUUGCUCGCCAGUGGAAACGCAGCUAAUACAAAUAAUACAGAAGUUGAUGUGAAGUUCCGCAUAGUUGGGGGUAAGAUAGUGUCAAUAACUGAGGUGCCGUAUCAAGUAUUGUACGGACGGUAUUGCGGGGGCAGUUUGAUCGCGCCGCAGUGGGUCAUCACCGCAGCUCAUUGUAAAGACAGAGAGACGUUUAUCUUAGCGGGGUCGACGCAGCGCAGCCGUGCACAGAAGUACCGCAUCUGCGCCCACUUCAUCCACCCGCUGUGGAACGCGACAGCCGGCGUCAGCCACGACUAUGACUACCAGUUGGUGCUGCUCGAGACACCAGUUCCCGUCACACCCAGCUCGCGGCCCAUCGCCAUCGGCAGCCUCGAGGACAUACGUCCCGGGAACAUGGUCGCCAUCAGCGGCUGGGGACAUCUACAGUUCAAAAAAAGCCGAAUGCAAGACCUAGUCCGGCGAGUGUAUGUUCCUGUGAUGGCGGAUGAUGAAUGUCGCGCGCUGCCUCACGGGUACUUCAGCAACAUAACGUCGCGCAUGUUCUGCGCCGGAUACAUGGACGGCGCUAAGGACUCCUGUCAGGGUGAUUCUGGCGGUCCCGCGGUGAUCAACGGCAAGCUUGUCGGCAUCGUAUCGUUCGGUGUGAGCUGCGCCGCGCCGCGACAGCCCGGCGUCUACAGCAAGGUGCCCGUCGUCAGAGACUGGAUACGCGCUGUCACUGCAUUGCCUCUAUAACUUGUCAUACUACCAUCCAAAUCAAUAUUCGAUUCUUGAGAUCGAUCUGAAAAUUACGUUCUAUAUGAAGCAAGUACAAAAAUAA
Messenger RNA from Papilio xuthus (Asian swallowtail), 1018 nucleotides. Its product is annotated as trypsin 3A1-like. Bases 16 to 933 code for a protein of 305 amino acids. The record is from RefSeq and is a predicted model, not a curated record. Lineage: Eukaryota; Metazoa; Arthropoda; Insecta; Lepidoptera; Papilionidae. The transcript has 6 exons. Gene Ontology annotation, biological process: proteolysis. Gene Ontology annotation, molecular function: serine-type endopeptidase activity.